Molecule: messenger RNA, 1577 nt
Organism: Gopherus flavomarginatus (Mexican gopher tortoise)
Lineage: Eukaryota; Metazoa; Chordata; Testudines; Testudinidae
Gene: EGR2
Product: early growth response 2
Exons: 2
Coding region: 198-1562 (454 amino acids)
Biological process (GO): regulation of transcription by RNA polymerase II
Molecular function (GO): RNA polymerase II cis-regulatory region sequence-specific DNA binding; DNA-binding transcription factor activity, RNA polymerase II-specific
Source: RefSeq, a predicted model, not a curated record
CAGCUCUGCAAGGGACACUGACUGUUACAAUAACACUACAGCAACUACUGGGCUUUUACAGAGCAACACAGAGGCAGUAACAGACUUUAAGUAUAAACUUACGUGAUUUAUUUUUUAGCGUGGAAGAAACAAAUAACCCUACACAGUAUUAACACUACAAGUGGUGAAAGUUGUUUUCAAGGUUGUUUAUUGACCAAAUGAUGACUGCCAAGACCGUAGACAAAAUUCCAGUAACUCUCAGUGGUUUUGUGCAUCAGCUAUCCGAAAACAUUUACCCUGUGGAUGACAUCGCUACCACAUUGCCAACUUCGGUCACAAUCUUCCCCAAUGCUGACUUAGGAGGACCGUUUGACCAGAUGAGCAGUGUGACAGGAGAUGGAAUGAUCAAUGUUGACAUGAGUGACAAGAGAUCCCUGGAUCUGCCUUAUGCCAGCAGCUUUGCCCCAGCAGUUUCUGCUUCCCGCAAUCAGACUUUUACCUACAUGGGCAAAUUCUCCAUCGACCCUCAGUACCCAGGAGCCGGCUGCUAUCCGGAGGGGAUCAUUAACAUUGUGAGCGCUGGGAUCCUGCAGGGGGUCAGCACUCCCUCUUCAUCGGCCACUUCUUCCUCCACGGCAUCUUCUGCCUCCCCCAACCCGCUGGCCAGCAGCGCUCUGAGCUGCAGCAUGGCUCAGAACCAGCCUGGAGACUUGGAGCACCUGUACUCACCUCCGCCUCCCUACUCGGGCUGCGGGGAGCUCUACCAGCAGGACCCCUCCUCCGCUUUCCUGCCCGCUGCGGCCGGGGGCUCCCUGCCCUACCACCCGCCCCCGUCCUACCCUUCCCCCAAAGCGGCCGCGGACGGCGGGAUCUUCUCCAUGAUCCCGGAUUACCCGGGCUUCUUCCCGCCCGCCCAGUGCCAGCGGGAGCUGCACGCCCCGCCCGAGCGCAAGCCCUUCCCGUGCCCCCUGGACUCCCUCAGGGUCCCGCCGCCGCUCACGCCGCUCUCCACCAUCCGCAACUUCACCCUGGGCGGCCCGGGGGCCGGGGCUGCAGGGGGAAGCGGGGAAGGUGGCCGGUUGCCCGCCAGCGCCUACAGCCCGCACAACCUGCCCCUGCGGCCCAUCCUGCGGCCCCGCAAGUACCCGAACCGGCCCAGCAAGACGCCGGUGCACGAGCGGCCCUACCCGUGCCCGGCCGAGGGCUGCGACCGCCGCUUCUCCCGCUCAGACGAGCUAACGCGCCACAUCCGCAUCCACACCGGCCACAAGCCCUUCCAGUGCCGCAUCUGCAUGCGCAACUUCAGCCGCAGCGACCACCUCACCACCCACAUCCGCACGCACACGGGCGAGAAGCCCUUCGCCUGCGACUUCUGCGGCCGGAAGUUCGCCCGCAGCGACGAGAGGAAGCGCCACACCAAGAUCCACCUGCGCCAGAAGGAGAGGAAGGGCGCGGCCGCCCCCUCCUCCUCCAGCGGGGCCAGCGCCCCGGCCGCGCCCCCGCCAGGCGCCGUGUGCGGCGGGAGCAGCGCCGCGGGCUCGGGGAGUCUGGCCGCCUGCGCCUCCAGGACCAGGACGCCCUGAGGCAGCCCCUGCGCG